This is a messenger RNA of Vigna umbellata (rice bean), 1768 nucleotides long. Lineage: Eukaryota; Viridiplantae; Streptophyta; Magnoliopsida; Fabales; Fabaceae. The record is from RefSeq and is a predicted model, not a curated record.
AAUUUUCUUUCUCGUGCAUAAAUAGAGGACAUACAUGCCGAAACAGCUAUGCUUAUCUAUAGUUUCAUUUGGCUAGAAAAGGCUGUGCCUCAUUUAUCAAACCCUUUCUCUCUCUUAACUCGAGAUCUGAACUCACUCUGAUGGAGCAAAGUAAGGAGAAAAAUGCUCCCUGGUUAUCAGUGCCACAGUUUGGGGACUGGGAUCAGAAGGGACAAGUGCCAGACUACUCUCUGGAUUUCUCUAAAAUUCGGGAAAUGAGGAAGCAAAACAAGACAAAUAUUUCAAGGGCAAGUCUUGGUAAUGAAGAGGAACUGAUGGCUUCUUCUACCAAUAACACUACAAACACUGUCCACAGUGAUGAACACCAGCACCAGCAUCCUCACUACCACCAAACCAGCUCUCCAACUGUAAGAUUCCUCACGAGCUUUGUCAUUCAUUAUGUUAUUAGCUAUAACUUUUUUACGGUCUUAGCUACUAAUUUUUGAAGUAGUCACCAUUGCUACCCACUAGAGUACCUGUAGGUUUUCUUUUUUCAGAAAGAUUGGUGGGUAGUUAUUGUGGGAACAUAAUUCACAUUGAUUCCUGCAAUAAUUGACAGCUUAGGGAAUGACUGUCUCAUGCAUCUUUUACUUAACAGGUGCAGUGAGAAUAUUUGAAAUAAGGAAAAGUUUUAAACACACUGAUCACCUGUUUUCGUCCACCAAGGCAUUGAUCGAGUCAAGUUUUUAAUUAAAAUAACAUUUUAUUGUCAUAUGAGCUGAUAUUUAGACAACUCCUUAUCAAAUUUUUCCUUUCUCUUCCUUUACAAAUCAUCUACACUAAUAUCUAUUUUAUUUCAUUAUGUAAGAUUCCUCUUUUCCAGUUAAUUCAUUUUUUUUCUUUUUGGAAAUAUCAGUGUUAAAGAAACUAGCCUCAAAUCUUCAUUGGUUUGAAUUAAAAAACAAAUAAGGAAUAAAUUGAACUUGACAUUUCAAUCGUCUGUCUGCCCCCUUUAAUACCAAAAUAUAUUUGGAAAAAGGAUGAAAAACAAAAGAAUUCAAUUAACUAAAUAAUGUUUUAGGCAAGCGAAACACAAAAUUCUGUAGGGAUCAACAUUUCUAGCAACCGUACAGUAUAUUUGUGUAAUAUUGAUCUUGAUUUGAAGAGAAUAGAGAGAUAAAGGGAGAAGAAUAGUAAGUGGAAACAUUUUAUCAAAGAAAAAUGGAAAACAAAGACAAAUACAACACGACAUGACACCUCUUGCCAAGUAAGUUAUAGUAACAUAAGAAAACAACAAAGCUCACUAAGGCCGCCCGGUUAAUGACAAAUUUUCGUUGUAAUCCAUCUGCUUCUUUAGCGAAAGUGGGUACCGGAAGCUUAUAUACUAAUAUUUUUCAACCCAAAGGAAAACAAGAUAUAUUAGAUUAUAUAUUACACGGAAUUAUAUUUUGAUACCCGAGAUGAUCUUCUUCCUUUUUAAACUAAUGCUUUUCACUAAUUCGAGUGGGCGGUGGUUAGGUUGAAAAGAAUGUAAACGUUAAUAUUUAUAUGUGUAGAUAUAUAUUCUAUUUGCUAAGGCAACACGCAAUUCUAGUUACUGCACAUGGGAUGAAUGUCUGGGGCAGUUGCAUUCAUUUCGUUGGUAAGAGGGCUAUAAAUUAUGGUGAUUAUUUAUUGAUUAAAUAAAAUAGUUGAACUUUGAGGUCGUAAUCAUUUCGUAGAUACUCUAAACAUUGGACUAGGAGAUAUGUGGUGUCUAAAUAUUGCAUAUUUCUAUGGUUUUUUUCCC